CGCAGUGCGAAAGCCCAAACUUUUUUUCUCUCUCUUGUAGCAAAUCUCAGAUAGGCUCUUCGCUCUCGAUCCGAUCACCUGAACCGCCAUUAACGGAACCUUCGACGGCCCCUGCAUCGGUGAGGUACUUAUUUCUUUAUUUAUAAGGGUUUAGAGAUAUGAACUGGGUUCAACGCAAGGUCUAUCUCUACAAUGUCACCUUUGGACUCUACAUGUUGGAUUGGUGGGAGCGUUACCUUUUCAAUACUUUGGUGAUUGUGUUGAUGUGGUUCAUCUUCUACAACAGCUCCCGAUAUGUAACUGACUUCUGCAAGAGGUAG
This is a messenger RNA of Durio zibethinus, 320 nucleotides long. RefSeq lists its product as uncharacterized. Lineage: Eukaryota; Viridiplantae; Streptophyta; Magnoliopsida; Malvales; Malvaceae. The record is from RefSeq and is a predicted model, not a curated record.